This is a messenger RNA of Penicillium manginii, 1314 nucleotides long. RefSeq lists its product as uncharacterized. Bases 1 to 1314 code for a protein of 437 amino acids. The record is from RefSeq and is a predicted model, not a curated record. NCBI's taxonomy places the organism in Eukaryota, Fungi, Ascomycota, Eurotiomycetes, Eurotiales, Aspergillaceae. The transcript has a single exon.
AUGGACCCCUUCACACCUCUCCCCCCAGAACUCAUCCAACAAAUCCUCUCCCACAUACCCGACUUCGUAGGCUUUGAAAGCCUCCUCUCAACUUCACCCUGGGUCCAAAAUGUCUUCCGGUCGCACCCUCGUCACAUAACCCUAAACCUCAUACGCACCAAUUCCAUGACCACGCCAGAAAUUCAAAACCUACUCUAUAACAUCGCUACGAUACACACACCCUCAAUCCACUGUGACGAUAUUGAUAUUUAUAUAAAGUUAUGCCCAACCACUUCUACUUCCACUUCCACUUCCACGACCACAGAGGCCAAGGAUUGGAGUCCUCUGAAUCCAUACCUGCCCGAUAAUAUGAGCACCUCGCAAAUCAUGCGCAUAAUUCACAUCGCGGCAAAUAUCCAGCGUCUGGCAUGUGCAUGUCUCAGCGAAAUGCAGACGAAUUUCAUCGCGGCGGUGGAAAUGUCUCGCGGGGUCGUGGCCGCUCAACGCGCCGCUGAACCAACUGUCUGGAUCGAGGAGGUUUCGGUAUACUGGGCUCUGUGGCAUUUACAGCAUUAUAGUGCCAUUCAGUACGCGGCUAAGUAUCGCUGGAACUGGUCGGAGGAAAGACGUAGCGAGUUGCGCGAUACGUAUAUGGAGAGGGGUGGGGAUAUUGGGCCUCAGAUGAGGGAGUUUAUAUUGGCUGUUGCCGGUGUUUUGGGGGAGAUGGGGUUGUUGUUGGAUGGAAAUGGAAAGCAGGGUCAUAGGGUUGAGGAGAAGGAUUUAUACCCCGGUGACGACCAAUUCGACCAGGUUGGAUGGAAUAUACCAGCCGAAGAGCCCAUUGCGAUGCCGUUCUUUGCAUCGCUGGAAGCGGAAAUCCCGACACGUCUACAAGUGUUUGAUUCCGAGCAGGGUGGUUAUGUCUACGACUUUCCGAUCUGGAGUCCCGCCGCCCUUCCAAACGACGAUUGUCCGGCUGAGAGAGUUUGGAAUCGAACUUCGUGUUGGAGGCUGAGGGGCCCGGUUUGCGGGACAAUGAUGCGCUCUUAUACUUGGCAGUUCAUGCGUAGGUGUCGUAUAGAUUGUCGGCAGGCCGGGCGGAAUCUCAAAUAUGCGCCGCCCUGGAGGCGGGUUGGGGUCGCGGUUUGGAGUAAAUGGCGCAUGUACUCUGUUGGGCUGUGUGCGUCUGGGCUUCGUGGUAUGGGGAUGAGUAUGGAGAUAAGGACGCCGGAUGGAGAUGUUCUUGGGAAAAAGGAGCUUCAAUAUAAUUUGGAGAUGAGAGAGGUUGUUGGUAGAUGGUUGGCGUUGAUUGAUAAGGCGCUGCCGGGUGUUUAG